Molecule: messenger RNA, 1779 nt
Organism: Neolamprologus brichardi
Lineage: Eukaryota; Metazoa; Chordata; Actinopteri; Cichliformes; Cichlidae
Gene: otop1
Product: otopetrin 1
Biological process (GO): inner ear morphogenesis; proton transmembrane transport
Cellular component (GO): membrane
Molecular function (GO): proton channel activity
Source: RefSeq, a predicted model, not a curated record
AUGGUGGAACAUAACGGCCUGGAUAUUAUGUGUCCGAACAAGUAUAGCAACAGCUCCUCGUCGUCGUCCAGCUCCGAGCAGGACAAGAAGAUCUUCAGCAAACUAAAAAUCAGUUUGUCGGAAGACUAUCCGAAGAAGAACGCAGAGUUCCUGAGCGGGCAAUACGGGACCAAUCUGCUGCUGAUCGGGGCGGCGUUGAUGCUUGCCAUCGCAAACAAGAACCCCUCCGUUAGGGAAGAGGAUCUGCGGUCCUUCACUACCUGCCUCAUGAUCCUCCAGCUGCUCUGGAUGAUGUGGUACAUCUUGGUACGGGACAGGCAAAAGAGCGCGCCGCCAGAAAAAGAUGUACACGCCACCUCAGGCUGGAUAAGAGGUGGUUUGACCCUUCUUGCACUCCUUUCACUGAUUAUGGAUGCUUUCCGAAUUGGGCAAUAUGUUGGUUUUCAACCUUGUGUGUCGGCGGUGCUCGUGGUUUAUCCUGUCAUCCACGCAACUCACACUAUGGCACAGGUGCAUUUUCUCUGGUUUCACAUCAAGGAUGUCAUCAAGAGCUUUGAAACAUUUGAGAGAUUUGGUGUAAUCCAUGCAGUCUUUACCAACAUCCUCCUGUGGUGCAGUGGUGUGAUGUCAGAGGCUGAACACUUCCUGAACAACCAUAAGAGGAGACUUUCUGCCCUGGGCCUUGUAAACCUCACUACAGAGUACUCAGAACCACAAUGUAACUGCACCACCAGCACAUGCUCCAUGUUCGCCACCAGCCUCUACUAUCUCUACCCCUUCAAUAUUGAAUACCACAUUUUUGUUUCUGUCUUGCUUUUCGUGAUGUGGAGAAAUAUUGGACGCACCAUUGACCUCACUUCAAACCACAAAAGGCAGGUUGCCAAAAACCGGGGCUUGAUCUUAGGUCCUCUUGUGGGUCUACUUGCCCUGGCCAGCAGUAUUGGAAUACUGGUGGUCUACGUUACUCAUGUAGAGAAGUCAAUCCAGAUGCGAAGGUCAGCCGUUUCCAUGUUCUACAUUUAUGCCAUCGUCAUGCUGACGGUCAUGUGCUGCGCCGGUGCUUCGGGUCUGCUUAUAUACCGAGUGAACCACAUGCCGCUGGACACCUCCAAGAACCCGUCAAGACAGCUGGACACGGAGGUGCUGUUUGGAUCCUCCAUUGGCUCCUGGUUCAUGUCAUGGUGCAGCAUAGUGUCUGUGCUAAGCACCGGAAGCAACCCUCCUUACCGCUGGACAAAUUUGGUCUACUCUCUGUUUAUUGUGUUGGAGAAAUACGUCCAGAAUCUCUUCAUCAUAGAGUCUUUGUAUCGCCAGCAAGAGGAUAGAGAGAGGCAGGACCCAGAGUUACCAGCUGCUCCAGAAGUCUUCUCUGUCACUUCCUCUCUCGCUCCGCCGUACAAUGGCAUCAUCAACCGAACUUUUGAAUCUCCAGACAGGAGCUGUGUCUCUACUGAGAGCGAGCAGGAGGAGAGUGAGCAGGUUUAUGGAUGCCCACGGAAACAUUCAGAUGUGCCAGCGCCUGUGGGAAACGAAACAGUGGAACGCCCAAAUAUAAAGAGGCAGAUCCUGAAGAAUAUUGCCGUUUUCCUUAUUAUGUGUAACAUUUCGCUGUGGAUUCUUUCUGCCUUUGGCUGCAGGCCACAGUAUGACAACGGACUGGAAGAGGAGACAUACGGCUUCAGCAUAUGGAGCACAGUUCUCAAUUUUGCCAUCCCUUUGAACCUUUUCUACCGCAUGCAUGCAGUUGCCUCCCUCUUCGAGGUGUUCGCCAGAGUCUGA